GCGAGCGUGGAGCGCGCGGGGGAGGGGCCGGGGCCGCUCGCUCGCUGGCCGCACUGAGCCCAGGAGUGUGAAUGAAGCUGCAGAAGAAUAGCGGUUCCGGGAAUCUCCCCCAGGAUGGCGGGCGCCGGCGGCCAGGCCCCUCCCUGCCCCGCUGAGCAGAAUGGUGCCGUCCCUGGGGAGGCGACCAAGCGAGAUGAAAAUGUGAAACGGGGCAACUGGACCAACCAGAUUGAGAGCCUUUCAUGUCCCUACUUCUCAGCUGGUCUCUGCGCAUCCCCUUUCUUCUUCAUGGAGCUCUCCUUCGGCCCGUUCGCCAGCCAGGGCUGCCCGGCGUCUGGAGGCAUUGCCCCCAUGUUCAAAGGCGUGGGCUACGGGAUGAUGGUGGUCUCCACGUACAUUGGCAUCUACUACAAUGUGGUGAUCUGCCUCGCCUUCUACUACUUCUUCUCCUCCAUGACGCGAGUGCUGCCCUGGACCUACUGCACCAACCCCUGGAACACACCUGACUGCACUGGGGUGCUGGACGCCACCAACAGCUCCGCCGCGCCACUCCUCAACCUCACCCAGCUCCUCAACCACACGCUCAAGCGCAGCAGCCCCAGCGAGGAGUACUGGAGGCGGUACGUGCUGAAGCUCUCGGAUGACAUUGGGAACCUGGGCGAGGUGCAGCUCCCCCUGCUGGGCUGCCUGGGCAUCUCCUGGGUGGUCGUCUUCCUCUGCCUCUUCAAGGGCGUCAAGUCAUCAGGAAAAGUGGUGUACUUCACUGCCACCUUCCCCUACGUGGUGCUCACUAUCCUCUUCGUGCGCGGCAUCACCCUGGAGGGCGCCGUCACCGGGAUCAUGUUCUACCUGACGCCCCAGUGGGACAAGAUCCUGGAUGCCAAGGUCUGGGGAGACGCUGCCUCUCAGAUCUUCUACUCGCUGGGCUGCGCCUGGGGGGGGCUCAUCACCAUGGCAUCCUACAACAAGUUCCACAACAAUUGCUACAGUCACCUGGGUGGCGAACAGGGACACCCGGCCGGCGAGCCCGCAUCGCCCCGUUACCUGGGUGGUGAUCCCGCGGACGACCAGCGGCGAGCCCCACGUGCCCGGUGUGGUGAGCGGAUCCUAGUGGCGAGCUCCCCGUGCCUAUGCCCUGUACUUGAUAGUGCCCCAGUCCAGCAGGAUGAGCAUGAAGAAGAAGAGGACGGACCGCAGAGGACAAGACUUGUAAGACCUGAGCAAACACCUCCCCUUCUAUCUCUAACAAUGCGGCUGCAUUUCAAAGCUCUGGUCAUUUACAGCUCUUCCGAACCAGUCUCUAAAGUUCGGCCCUGGGUCAGGUCCAUCUGGGAGCUUCUGGCCCAGCCACCUUUCCGUGAGCUAUUCUAUCACACUCCUAACGUCCCACCCUGCUCUCCCCAGGCUGGGAUAUACUGGCUCCUGCUGAUGGACAAUUAUGCUGCCAGUUUCUCCCUGGUCAUCAUCUCCUGCAUCAUGUGCGUCUCCAUCAUGUACAUCUAUGGACACCGAAACUACUUCAAGGACAUUGAGAUGAUGCUGGGCUUCCCGCCCCCCGUCUUUUUCCAGAUCUGCUGGAGGUUCUUCUCGCCCACCAUCAUCUUCUUCAUCCUGGUGUUCACAGUGAUCCAGUACCGGCCCAUCGCCUACAACACCUAUGUCUACCCACCCUGGGCCAUCAGCAUCGGGUUCCUCAUGGCACUGUCCUCCGUGCUCUGCAUCCCGCUCUACGCCGUCUACAAGCUCUGCCGCGUGGAAGGGGACACGCUGCUCCAGCGUUUGAAAAACGCCACCAAGCCCAGCCAGGACUGGGGCCCGGCGCUGGCUGAGCACCGGGCUGGGCGCUAUGCCCCCACCCCCCGCCUGGAGGUGCAGCUGCUGAAUCCUGAGAAGCCGCGGAGUGAGGACGUCGCCCUCCCGGGGCAGGGCAGCAACAGCUCUGCCCACAGCCAAGACUCCAGACUGUGAUCCAGAGCCAGCCCCUGCGCCCCCACCCGGCCAUGCUUGGUGACGCACUGCAGUGCCCCCUGCACCGGGCACCGCCAGGGGCUCCCCAUGUGUGCGUCCCCCCCCACGGUGUGUGUUACCCCUCGUGUUUACAGUAGGGCCCCGUAGCUGGGCCCACUGCACCGCCGGCAGGAGGGGAGCGGCUGCCCAGCCCGCCCAUGGGGGGCCCGCUCGGCAAGGGCCGAAGGAGCCGUGGAGGGCAUGUGGACCUGGGGGGAGCAGCAGGAGUUCAGGGACAGCUCGACCCCUGCCCAGCUCGUGACGGGUACGGGGAAGCUGGGGCCCAACUGUCCUGGGCUGGGGGCCGGAGGCUCCCAGCUGCCACGUGGCCCAAAGCGCCACAGGGGCUGCACAGAUGGGGCUCUGGGAGGAGGGGGCCCAGGAGACCAGCUGCCAGGGCCAGGGGGCGCCGGGCCCUGCUGUGGAGGGGCAGUGAAGCGGAGGGCAGCACAGUCAAGUGAGUG
Messenger RNA from Chelonoidis abingdonii (Abingdon island giant tortoise), 2471 nucleotides. It is a transcript of the gene SLC6A9, whose product is annotated as solute carrier family 6 member 9. Gene Ontology annotation, cellular component: plasma membrane. NCBI's taxonomy places the organism in Eukaryota, Metazoa, Chordata, Testudines, Testudinidae. The record is from RefSeq and is a predicted model, not a curated record. Gene Ontology annotation, biological process: sodium ion transmembrane transport; nitrogen compound transport; amino acid import across plasma membrane. Gene Ontology annotation, molecular function: amino acid:sodium symporter activity.